This is a messenger RNA of Fusarium venenatum, 249 nucleotides long. RefSeq lists its product as uncharacterized. The record is from RefSeq and is a predicted model, not a curated record. Lineage: Eukaryota; Fungi; Ascomycota; Sordariomycetes; Hypocreales; Nectriaceae.
AUGUGUCUUCCUUUCGGACGAAGCAGCAACAACCGUCGCUACGGUGGCAGCAGCGGAGGCAUGAUGGGAGCUCGCCCUGUCAAGGAAGUUCACCACCAUCACCACGGAGGAAUGGGCGGCGGCCGUAUGGGUGGUGGAAUGGGAGGCAUGGGAGGAGGACGUCGAAUGGGAGGAGGUAUGGGCGGUGGACGUAUGGGCGGCGGACUCGGUGGAAUGAUGGGAGGUCGACGAAUGGGUGGACGCUGCUGA